Messenger RNA from Brassica oleracea var. oleracea, 2019 nucleotides. Its product is annotated as galacturonosyltransferase 8-like. Bases 113 to 1822 code for a protein of 569 amino acids. NCBI's taxonomy places the organism in Eukaryota, Viridiplantae, Streptophyta, Magnoliopsida, Brassicales, Brassicaceae. The record is from RefSeq and is a predicted model, not a curated record. The transcript is spliced from 2 exons. Gene Ontology annotation, molecular function: polygalacturonate 4-alpha-galacturonosyltransferase activity.
UUAGAAAAUGGUUACCGACAUUUUUUUUUCCUUAAUACAAUCAUUUCAGAUGUUCAGAGAGACUCCAUUAAUAGCAGCUAUAAUUGAAUGAAACUCCACUGAUCCUGCAAAAAUGGCUACUCACCACCGACUUUUACGCGGCGGCGGAUCUCCGGCGAUUAUCGUCUCCGGCGUCAGAUUCAGACUCACAGCUUUGGCUGCCACUAUCGCACUUUCCUUCUUCACUCUCUCGUUUGUCUUCACUUCCGAGUCUAAUCACUCACCUGAACUCCAUCUUCCCGUAAGUUCUCAAUCCCUGAAUCUCAUCAGACACUCGAAUGGAGUCGGAUCCAUCAGAAGAUCCAUAUUGGAUAUCAAAUCGGAUCCGCUCAAGCCACGCCUCCUCCAGAUCCGGAAACAAGCUGAUGACCACCGGUCGUUAGCACUAGCCUACGCCUCUUACGCUCGGAAGCUCAAGCUCGAGAAUUCGAAACUCGUGAGGAUCUUCGCGGAUCUCUCAAGAAACUACACGGAUCUCAUCAGCAAACCAACGUACCGAGCUCUCUACGAUUCCGAUGGAUCUUCGAUCGAAGAAUCCACGCUUCGACAGUUCGAGAAAGAAGUUAAAGAGCGGAUCAAAAUGACUCGCCAAGUGAUCGCUGAAGCCAAGGAGUCGUUUGACAAUCAGCUCAAGAUCCAGAAGCUAAAAGACACGAUCUUCGCCGUUAACGAACAGUUAACGAAUGCUAAGAAGCAAGGAGCGUUCUCGAGCUUGAUCGCUGCGAAAUCGAUUCCGAAGGGGCUGCAUUGUCUUGCGAUGAGGUUGAUGGAAGAGAGGAUCGCUCAUCCAGAGAAGUACACUGAUGAAGGGAAAGCUAGAGCAUCGGAGCUCGAGGAUCCGAGUCUUUACCAUUACGCUAUCUUUUCGGAUAACGUGAUUGCAGCUUCGGUGGUGGUGAACUCUGCCGUGAAGAAUGCUAAGGAGCCGUGGAAGCAUGUCUUCCACGUUGUGACGGAUAAGAUGAAUCUCGGUGCGAUGCAGGUUAUGUUUAAGCUCAAGGAGUAUAAAGGAGCUCAUGUUGAAGUGAAAGCUGUUGAGGACUAUACUUUUUUGAACUCUUCGUAUGUGCCUGUGUUGAAGCAGCUUGAGUCUGCGAAUCUGCAGAAGUUUUAUUUCGAGAAUAAGCUUGAGAAUGCGACCAAGGAUACGACCAAUAUGAAGUUUAGGAACCCGAAGUAUUUGUCUAUAUUGAAUCACUUGAGAUUCUAUUUGCCUGAGAUGUACCCGAAGCUGCAUAGGAUACUGUUUCUGGACGAUGAUGUGGUUGUGCAGAAGGAUUUGACGGGGCUUUGGGAGAUUGAUAUGGAUGGGAAAGUGAAUGGAGCUGUAGAGACUUGUUUUGGUUCGUUCCAUCGGUAUGCUCAGUACAUGAACUUCUCUCAUCCUUUGAUCAAGGAGAAGUUUAAUCCGAAAGCAUGCGCGUGGGCUUAUGGAAUGAACUUCUUUGAUCUUGAUGCUUGGAGAAGAGAGAAGUGCACAGAAGAGUAUCACUACUGGCAAAAUCUGAACGAGAACAGGACUUUAUGGAAACUGGGAACGUUGCCACCGGGGCUGAUCACGUUUUACUCGACCACAAAGCCGCUGGACAAAACAUGGCAUGUGCUUGGGCUGGGUUACAAUCCGAGCAUUAGUAUGGAUGAGAUCCGUAACGCCGCGGUGGUACAUUUCAACGGUAAUAUGAAACCGUGGCUUGAUAUUGCUAUGAACCAGUUCCGACCGCUUUGGACCAAGCACGUCGACCACGACUUGGAGUUUGUUCAGGCUUGCAAUUUCGGCCUCUGAACUAUGAAUUAUUUUCUUUAUCAACAUAAUCUUGUAUCAAAUGUUGUUACUUCAGCUGUGAGGUUUUAACAUUAGUUUUACGUGUUAUUUAUAUAUUUUUGGGAAUUAGAAUAAUGUAUUUUGUUCAUAGCUGUCGUAAUUCUAAAAAUAUUAUGGGUGCUACUACAUUAUGCAAUUUUAUCUCCUUUUGAUUUGAA